UGGGGAAAACCCCGACUUCGUCUUCAUUGAACCCUAGAUAUUUCCUGCAUCUCGACGAUGGAUUUCUCGGCGGCGGACUUUGAUCGUCUCCUGAUGUUCGAGCAUGCUCGCAAAGCUGCUGAGGUUCAGUAUGCCAAUGACCCGCUCGAUGCCGAGAAUUUGAUCAAAUGGGGUGGUGCAUUGCUCGAAUUAUCUCAGUUCCAGAGUGUUCCAGAUGCAAAGCAGAUGUUAAAUGAUGCUAUCUCUAAGUUGGAAGAGGCAUUGACAAUAAAUCCGAUGAAACAUGAGGCUCUGUGGUGCCUGGGAAACGCCCACACCUCACAGGCAUUCCUCAUUUCAGAUGCUGAUGAAGCCAAGGUGCUUUUUGAUAAAGCUGCUGGGUAUUUUCAGAGAGCGGAAAAUGAGGAUCCGAGUAAUGAACUAUAUCGUAAGUCUUUGGAAGUGGCAGCAAAGGCACCGGAACUGCAUAUGGAGAUUCAUAAGCAUGGAUUGGGGCAACAAGCACUAGGUGGAGGACCUUCGGCAUCUUCAAAUGCUAGUAGUGGCAAGAAGAAAAAGAAAAACUACGAAUUCACGUACGACGUAUGCGGUUGGAUAAUCCUUGCGGUGGGGAUCGUAGCUUGGGUUGGAAUGGCAAAGUCCCUUGGCCCCCCUCCUCCUCCCCCUCCUAGAUAAAAACUGUCUUUGGCAAUCCAAAGGUACAAUAUCUUAUCUAGUUCCCGUAGCCAGAUUUGAGUAGAAGAGGUCAGGUGUUGAUUCCUUCCUGUUGGAGUUGGUGAGCCAUUCGCUAGCAAGUUUUUGUGGUACGGUUUUUUCAAUGUUUUAAAUUAGAAUAUGCUUGUCUCUUCAUAUCUAUUUAACCGAUUUCUUCAUAAUCUUACUGGUUAAGAGCUGUUCAUCCUGCUUUCUGAUGGUGGAAAAUAAUGACGUUUGUACAAUUGUUGAUCCUCUUUGCGACAAAAAUUAACUACAUGGGUUUUGUUUCUCCA
Tarenaya hassleriana is the source of this 989-nucleotide messenger RNA. RefSeq names its product mitochondrial import receptor subunit TOM20-2-like. The transcript is spliced from 6 exons. NCBI's taxonomy places the organism in Eukaryota, Viridiplantae, Streptophyta, Magnoliopsida, Brassicales, Cleomaceae. The record is from RefSeq and is a predicted model, not a curated record. The coding region runs from base 58 to 675 and encodes 205 amino acids. Gene Ontology annotation, molecular function: protein binding. Gene Ontology annotation, biological process: protein insertion into mitochondrial outer membrane. Gene Ontology annotation, cellular component: mitochondrial outer membrane translocase complex.